CACACACACACACACACACUUCACUCACAGCGUCACACAAACUCUAUGCACAAUGGGGGGAGGUGGGGGGGGGGGGUUAAAGUUGUGCCCGAUGCCACGGCAGGUGCAGCCCUGCAGCUCCCGCGCCUGGUGGCGGGUCCGGGCCCUGCUAACGCUCUCCCCUGUCCUUUCAGCCUGGCCGCCAUGGACGCCUUGUACAGCGGCGGAGUUCUGUUUGCCGAGAUGCUGCAGGCCGGGCCGCCCUGGCUGGAGCGGUUCUGGCUUUCGGUGACCUUCCUGGCCGAUCCCAAAUGUAUCUUCAUCAUCUUCUUCCCGCUGGCUUAUUUUCUGGACCGGAAGGUUGGGGUGGCAGUGCUGUGGAGCGGUUUAGUCUCCGAGUGGCUCAAUAUAGUGGCUAAAUGGCUCUUGUUUGGUGAACGGCCAUUCUGGUGGGUCUAUGAAUCUGGACUCUCCAGCAAGGAAGAAGUCCUGCUUCGCCAGUUCCCUGUCUCCUGUGAAACAGGGCCAGGUAGCCCCUCCGGCCAUUGCAUGAUCACAGGGGCAGCCUUGUGGCCUAUCGUCACUGCUCUCACGGCAUUGGCAUCCCGACACUCCACUAGCCGGCUGGUGAAGCUAACCCCCUUCACGGUCUACUUUCUCCUCCUGCUGGCUGUGGGGCUCUCGCGCAUCUUCAUCCUGGCGCACUUCCCCCACCAGGUGCUGGGCGGCAUUGUGGCUGGAGCCGCCCUGGGCUGGAUGCUGGAGGCCUGCGUCCCAGCAGAGAGGAAGCUGAGUUUCUACCUUGCCACUUCACUGGCCUUGCUGCUGAGCGCCACUGGGCUGCACUGGAGCAUGGUCGCCCUUGGCGUGGACAUCGACUGGUCGAUUCACCUGGCCACUAAGUGGUGCUUGAACCCGGAGUGGAUCCGCGUAGACACGAGGCCCUUCGCGUCGCUGUGCCGAGACACAGCCUCUGCCGCGGGCCUGGGGCUGGCCACCCACUCCUCCCUCUACACCCAGCUGAGGCACGAGAGACCCGGCUGGAAGCAGCGAGCCGUGGGCGCUGGCCUGGCCCUCGCCGCCCUUCAGGGCCUGAACAACGUGGGGCAGCCGGAGAACAUCGUCCUAUGGUACGGCCUGAACUUUCUGAAAUACGCCAGCUUCCCGUGGGUGGUGGUGGCGCUUGUUCCGUGGCUGGUGCGGUCGCUCCCUCUCACGCAGACCCGGCCACACUUUGAGUAGCACGUCCAGUGCAUCAGUGAGCCAGACAGAUGGCGGGUCACUCACCCUAGGGGGCAUGGCUGGAACUACCCGCGUACACGUAAACUAAAUCUCCCAGCAAGUAGCAGCAUCCAUCCUCCCAGCUUCCAACAUCACUAGUUGCAACACAGGCCAAAUUCUGUUCUCCCGUCUGCUGGUCCAGCCCCCUGUGCGUCAGUGCGGCUGUGCGUGAGAGCAGCUGGCUCUGGGCUAGAGGAGGAUUGCAUUGGCUAGAACGCCUUGCUGGAAAGCAGUUACUUAGCCCUGCGUUGGCUAACGCAGGUUCUCCUCUGGCUUAGACAGGGGGCCUCACGCUAGAAGGAUCCAAAUAACCCAGUGACUUGCGUCUGUCCCCUUGAGCAUUAGCACCAAGGAGGUAAGCCAGACACAAGGCAGUGUGUUGCAAGGCGGGCUGUUUGGAGGACCAGCUGGACCCCUGUAGCUCCAACAUUGGUAGCUUCCGGUCCGGAUUGCAGAGAAACUGUUCUGGCUGGUACUGAAGACCGUGUCCCGGGCAUCACACCAUCCCAAUGCUUGGGACAGUUGUGUGUGGAUGCAGUGGGUGCAUCUGCACUAGAAAAUGUGGUACUCUAUUCUCCAGCUGCACUGCUACUACCAUAGGCUCAUAGAAAUGUGGGUCUGGAAGGCACCACAAGAGGUCAUCUAGUCCAGUAUUUCUCAGCCUUUUUGAUACCAGGGACCAUCUUGCUGCCAUCCUAAAGGCAGGGAGCUCGCAGGGACUGGCACCAGUCCAUGGACCCGGGCAUUGAGAAACACUGAUUCUAGUCCAGCCACCUGUGCUCAGAGAGGACCAAGCACAUCUAGACCAUCUCUUGACAGGCAUUUGUCCAACCUGUUCUUAAAAACCUCCAGUGAUGGGGGCUCCACAACCUCCCUUGGAAGCCUGUUCCAGAGCUUCACUACCCUGAGAGUUCGAAAGCUUUUCCUAAUAUCUAACGAUCUCCCUGGCUGCAGAUCAAGCCCAUCGCUUCUUGUCCUACCUUCAGUGGACAUGGAGAACAAUGGAUUCCCAUCCUCUUUGUAACAGGCCUUAACAUAUUUUCAGACGGUUAUCAGGUCCCCCUCAGUCUUCUUUUCUCAAGACUAAACGUGCCCAGUUUGUUUUUUUUACCCUUUCCUCACAGGUCAGGUUUUCUAACCUUUGAUCAUUUUUGUUGCUCUCCUCUGGAUUCUGUCCUGUUUGACCACAUCUUUCUUAAAGCGUGGCACAAAACGGGACGCAGUGCUCCAGCUGAGACCUCGUCAGCGCUGAGUAGAGCAGGACAGUUACCUCCCGUGUCUUACAUACGACACUCCUGUUAUUACCGCCCAGAAUAUAGUCGCCUUUUUCACAGCUGCAGCAGAUGGUCGCUUCAUAUUCAAUUUGUGAUUCACUAAGAUCCCAGGUGCUUUUCAGCAGUACGACCACCUAGUCAGCUGCUCCCCAUUUUGUACUUGUGCACUGGCUUUUUGUCGUCCUAAGUGAAGUACUUUGCACUUCUCUUUAUUGAAUUUCAGUUUGUUGAGUUCAGCUCAAGGGCACUGAUUUAACAGGGUCCUUUUGAAUUCUAAGCCUGUCCUCCAGUGUGAUUGUUUAAUACGUGGCGUCUUUCCAGCCAUAGUCUCUAGACUAACAUCUAGCGCAGGGGUCGGCAACCUUUCAGAAGUGCUGUGCCGAGUCUUCAUUUAUUCACUCUAAUGUAAGGUUUCGCGUGCCAGUCGUACAGUUUAACGUUUUUAGCAGGUCUCUUUCUAGAAGUCUAUAAUAUAGAACUAAACUAUUGUUGUAUGUAAAGUAAAUAAGGUUUUAAAAAUGUUUAAGAAGCUUCAUUUAAAAUUAAAUUAAAAUGCAGAGCCCCCCAGACCAGUGGCCAGGACCUGGGCAGUGUGAGUGCCACUGAAAAUCAGCUCGUGUGCCGCCUUCGGCACGGGUGCCAUAGGUUGCCUACCCCUGAUCUUUGCUAGAGCGUUUUAUAAAAGGCCAAGUCAUCAUCCCCAUUUUUCGAGCUAGGGAAACUGAGGCCCGGAGCCAUGAAGUGACUUGCCCAAGAUUACCCAGCAGACUAGUGGCAGGGCUGGGAAUGGAACCCAGGGCUCCUGAAUCUCCAGUCACUCUCUAGCCACUAGGCCACACUGCCAGGAAACGAGCAACGUUGUAAGUGCUGGUGCAGACUAGCUGGAUACCAGGGAUCAGUCGUGCUGGCGGAGACAAGGCCAAGGUAUUGGACAAGGUCACGGUGACCCAAGCAACGUCUCAUCACUUAGGCGUGACAGGGCCAAAGGCCUUGAGUGACAAGGCCACAGGCCAGCCUCCCUCUGGUGGUAGCGGCACUCCCAGGCUGUAGCUAAAAUGCUUCUGUUCACGUACAUUGUCCAUGUCAUUGCAAAUCCUCUGUGACUUGAAACACUGGGGGGAGGGGAGAGUGAUUCAGCCAUGUGUUUGUCCAGCACCUAGCACAACAGGGGCCUGGUCCGUGACUGGGGCGCCCAGGUGCUACAGGGUAAUGGCCAAGUGCUGGCGGCGUGUAUUUAUUCCUGGUGUUGAGACCCAAAUAAAGGACCCUGCAACUGCC
Malaclemys terrapin pileata is the source of this 3812-nucleotide messenger RNA. It is a transcript of the gene G6PC3, whose product is annotated as glucose-6-phosphatase catalytic subunit 3. The coding region runs from base 46 to 1221 and encodes 391 amino acids. The transcript is spliced from 6 exons. Gene Ontology annotation, molecular function: glucose-6-phosphatase activity. The record is from RefSeq and is a predicted model, not a curated record. Gene Ontology annotation, biological process: gluconeogenesis; glucose 6-phosphate metabolic process. Lineage: Eukaryota; Metazoa; Chordata; Testudines; Emydidae. Gene Ontology annotation, cellular component: membrane.